AUGAGACUGGCAGCGGAUGGUGGGCGGAAUGGAACAUUCUGGGUGAGCACCUGCUAUUUGUGGCGCUCAUUCAAACGGCCGUUUCCAGACAUCUCGAGUGCUCGUCGUUUGCGCGUGUGCUCUCCUCGUUUAUAGCUUCGUCGCUGUCGACAUCACAACUACAGUAUCUCUUCCGAGAAUCGCGAAAGGUUUGUUUCUAAUAUAAUCCUAGUUCAACUUGAGUCAGUUCAGAUGACGUCACCUCAUCAUCAAAUCCACGACUCGUAUUCGUGGUCAUCGACGCCUUCAGACUCUCAUUUCUCACUUCUUCCGACUCUCCGAUGACGUAGGAAUUCAUUACCGCCAAUCAUGAAAAUGUCUCUGUUCUUAGAUUCACUCGAGCUUCAAUCGAAGCCUCUUCUGCAGUUGUCUUCGACGCCUACGCACGUAUGCCAACAGUUACACUGCCACGUAUCACCGCCUACAUCACUGGCACGCUUCCGUCCUUCGGAACAAUCCUCACCAACCUGGCGACGGAUGAAAUCAAAACUGAUAACUGGAUAUCGAGGUUGAAUGCGAAUGGGAAAAAGGUGCAUUUUUUCGGGGAUGACACUUGGAUCCGAUUGCUCCCUGGACAAUUUCACAAAUCAGAAGGCGUCACUUCCUUUUUUGUCAAUGACUUUACGGAAGUGGAUAAUAAUGUUACAAGUCAUUUGAAAGAAGAGAUGGCAUCUGACGAAUGGGAUGCGUUGAUACUCCACUAUUUGGGACUCGACCACAUCGGACAUUCUUUGGGUGGAACUUCUUCGAAAAUCAAUGAUAAACUGGCUGAAAUGGAUGGAGUCGGUCGAAUGAUUCAUGAAAGCAUCUCUGAGGUGAUUAACUGUGAUGUUUUUAUCAUACUCAUUCAUUUUCAGACGAAAAGAGAAACGUAUCUGAUUGUGUGUGGUGACCAUGGAAUGACAGCUGCAGGAUCGCACGGAGGAGCCAGUCGAGAUGAGACCCGGGUUCCAGUAGUCAUUUGGACAAUAAAUGGAAACGAUAAUAACGUGAGAAUGACGGGAUCAUUGAACGAAGGUCGGUGAAAUCCAGAGCAAGUCUGAAAGGGAUUUCAGUUGAUUCCAGCAAACAUGCGAAGCAUCGAGCAGAUUGACAUCUCUGCCACCAUAUUCGAUUUGUUCGGAUUCCCAGUUCCGCCGGAAUCGUAUGGCAUCUCGCUAAUCGCCACCCUUCGGAAUGAACCAUCCGCUGUUCGUCAGAAGCGACAACACGAACAUUUCAAGAGAUUAGUGAAAGGUACGAUCAAUGAAAUGAUGUUGAAAGCACUAGUAUUUUCAGAAAGACGACUACCCGUGUCGGAUAUCUGUGAAACAAGCGAUUGUGAUCUGACGAGUCGGUUUAUGAGAUCGGCGCUCGAGAAAUGGCUCAAAACAGUCCAAUAUGAGCUGAUCGGAUCUGCCUCCGAAGUCCCCAAUUUCUCUCUUGCUGUCUGCGUUAUCAUUAUCUUGAUUGUGAGAAAAUCUUUCAUCGUUAAUAGCUUUCCAUAUAUUUUAGGCUGGAACAGUCUCAUCUUCCCUUUGGAUUCAGCGAUCCGCUCUCUCGGAUUUCCCUCUUUUUCUUAUAAAUUUCAUCUGUUUCGCGAGCAGUUUGAUCGAAGAGGAACACGAGAUUUGGUACUUCCUGGCGAGCAGUGCAAUCGCAUUCCGAUUCAUUUUUUAUUUGAGAAAAUGGAGAGACGGAGGGAAGGAGAAGGUAAUUUCAGACGGAAUGUCGAUUAUUUCAUGCAGUGUUUGCAGAUCGGGUCUGUCGUUUUGUUGGCUUUUUUCCAUCGGAUCGCACUUGGAUUCAUGCAAAGCACUCGACGGAGAUGGUCGAUGGAGCAGACCCUCCUGCCGCCCACUCUCUUCCCGGAUGCUCUCGAUCUCCGACUGGAUGAUUUGAACACCUACUUCGGGUAUUAGCUCUCCCAGUGUCCCAACUAACCCACCCUUCCAGUCGUCAUCCACUGCCAGUCACUCUUCUCUCCGCUGCUGUCUGGAUGCUCUCUCUGAAGCAGGCCAUCAUUCUCCUCCCAUUCCUUUCCCACUUUCUCCGUUAUUUCGAACACACUAUGUGAGUUAGAACAACUCCCAUUCUUGCAAAUCUCUUAUGUUCCAGAUACGACGCCUACUUCCUCAUGCUUCUACGUGUAUCCAUCCUUCCAAUAUCAUUCGUUUCCGGUUCUUUUUCUUCCGGAAUCAUGUCUCUCCUCCUGACAGUCGCCCCCUCUUCUCAACUUCUCCUUGUUCUGAUCGUCUAUCAAAUUGGAUCUUUCACUUCUAAACUGCAAUUGAGCCGCUCCGAAUGCAUCCUCCUCUCAAUCUCGUCAUUCUUCUACACCGUAAGAUUGAGCGCAUGCCUUCUCUCAUCGUACUCUUCAGGGUAAUUCCAACAGUCUCUCCACUCUUUCUCUCACUUCUGCCUACGUCGGAUUGCUCGAUUACAUCCCGCUUCUGGUCGGUUUCCAGCUCAUUCUCUACACUUUCGCAGGCCCCAUUGCGUUCCUCUGUGGAAGGUAGGCGUUUUGCUCGCUUUCCCUUAAUAUUUUUUAAUUCAGACGCUCAUCUGGAGGCGAUUCGUCGUUCCUCCACCUUUUUUUCAGUUUCAGAAUCUCGUUCCUUUCCACGUCACUCGUGUGCCUUUACAUUUUCCAACAUCAUCUGUUUGUCUGGUCCGUUUACACCCCGAAAGUCGUGUAUGAUAUGGCUCAUGUGAUAUUUUAUUCGCUUAUUGGAUUGUUCUGUUAUUAG
This is a messenger RNA of Caenorhabditis sp. 36 PRJEB53466, 2768 nucleotides long. The record is from the annotation of a GenBank genome assembly. NCBI's taxonomy places the organism in Eukaryota, Metazoa, Nematoda, Chromadorea, Rhabditida, Rhabditidae.